This is a messenger RNA of Haemonchus placei, 495 nucleotides long. NCBI's taxonomy places the organism in Eukaryota, Metazoa, Nematoda, Chromadorea, Rhabditida, Trichostrongylidae. The record is from the annotation of a GenBank genome assembly.
GGAUUAGUCAGUGUUAAACGACGAAAACGUCGUGUAAUUAACAUCUCUCGAAAAUUCCAUGCAGAAUUGUCGAACGGAAUACUCAAAUUCUACCCCAGAAAGAAAUUAGGAAUCGCUUCAGAUCCUGAAUUUCAAAUUGAUCUAGCAAAGGCUACUGCGAUGUAUGAUGAGAAACGUAUCGUUUUGAUUUUGAAGGUUGUAAACGAAACUUACAGUUUAAUUCCUCUUGAAGACUCAUUAGAUCGUUGGCGGGACGCAAUACUCAGGCACAGGCUACAUAGGCAAGAAGCAGUCAGAAAAGGCUUAGAACAGGAUGCAAUACACACACUAGAAGCGAUUUCUGGAAUAGGACCGAGCGAAGACAAAACCUGGGAGUCGCACUCGUGCAUGAAGAUGUUCGAGGAAGUCCAUCAAUCCGACGAAAAUAACGAUGUAAUGAGUCGUUCAGCUGCAUUCGCAGCUGUUUUACGUGAUCGACAAGCACAUCCCCUCUGA